CAUUCAGUGACGUCAAUUUAAGUCGCCUGUCAAGCGCACAGCUGACAAACUGACCUGAUGCACGAUAAAAGUCUACAUUUUAGUGCUACUCCGUAAUGCAGUCGUAUUGAAUGAUACUGAGCCUUUCAGUCUGAAAUGUGCCUCUUUGUUUACGUGGGCGAGGCUUCUUUUUACUUUUCAUUUAGUCGCUUAUUCCGCUUUUAAACGAGCUUGUGUUGUUGCUGGAAAGCGAAUUACUGGUUCAAAAUGACUAUUCCAGCUUUAAACCACACCGGUGUGCUCUACAGACGGAUCUUAUCACAGUUUCCACAAGACAUCAGUUUAGCUUUUGCUUAUGGGUCUGGCGUUUUCAAACAACAGGGCACCGACCAAGGUCAAAUGGGGAAAAACAUGCUGGAUUUUGUAUUUGCCGUGGACGAUCCAGUGACAUGGCACACCAUGAAUCUGCUGCAGAAUCGCAAACACUACUCCAUCCUCAAGAUGCUGGGGCCAACAACAAUCAGCGCUGUACAAAAUGAGCAUGGGGCAUCUGUAUACUACAACACACUGGUGCCUGUGGAUGGGAGGAUAAUCAAAUAUGGUGUGAUAGGUACACAGAGCCUCAUAGAUGACCUGAUGCACUGGAAAACCAUGUAUGUUGCUGGACGACUUCACAAACCGGUGAAAAUGCUUUUGCAGAAUGAGAAUGGAAAGCUCCGUGCUGCUUUGGUGGCCAACCUGAAGAGUGCUGUGACAGCCUCCUUCAUGCUGCCAGAGAGCUUCACUGAGGAGGACCUCUUCCUGCAGAUAGCUGGGCUCUCUUAUGCUGGGGAUUUUAGAAUGGUGAUCGGAGAAGAUAAAUCCAAGGUGGCCAAUAUCGUCAAAGACAACAUUCAGCACUUCCGGAUUCUGUACAGCAACAUCCUACGGGACUGCCCACAAGUAGUGUACAAAUCUCAACAAGGGAAACUGGAGGUUGACAAAAGCCCAGAGGGUCAGUUUAUCCAGUUAAUGGCAUUGCCUCGGACCCUUCAGCAAAGGAUUACAAAGCUGGUGGAUCCUCCGGGGAAAAACAGAGACGUGGAAGAGAUCCUGCUGCAGGUGGCUCAGGACCCAGACUGUGGAGCUGUCGUUCAACAAGGUAUUUCCUCUAUUGUGAAAUCCUCCAGUAUAACGCAGAGUAUCAAAGGGAUUGCUACAGCAGGCUUAUGGAAGACGGUGUCGUACAGCUCAAAGAAACUGAUGAAGAUGUGGAAGGGCUGGAGAAGGAAGCCUUCAGUCUCACAGAUGUCCUGAUACUGUCUGUUCACAAGUUGAUCCUCUAUAAACUGUCCGCCGAUAACAUACUUCCAUCCUUUGAUUUUUACCCUGACACACUGCUGAAAGAAUCAAACUCUUACCUCUUGUUAUAUCACCACAUAGCCUCCAGGAAGGGGAUCUCUGAGUGUACGUCUGUGUUCGAGUAGUGUAGACUAUCUGUACAGCUGCCCUUUAUCAUGCAAUUCAUAGUAGUUGUAUGA
Messenger RNA from Eleginops maclovinus (Patagonian blennie), 1499 nucleotides. It is a transcript of the gene tamm41, whose product is annotated as TAM41 mitochondrial translocator assembly and maintenance homolog. Gene Ontology annotation, cellular component: mitochondrion. Gene Ontology annotation, biological process: cardiolipin biosynthetic process; CDP-diacylglycerol biosynthetic process. The record is from RefSeq and is a predicted model, not a curated record. Lineage: Eukaryota; Metazoa; Chordata; Actinopteri; Perciformes; Eleginopidae. Gene Ontology annotation, molecular function: phosphatidate cytidylyltransferase activity.